This is a messenger RNA of Geodia barretti, 4956 nucleotides long. Lineage: Eukaryota; Metazoa; Porifera; Demospongiae; Tetractinellida; Geodiidae. The record is from the annotation of a GenBank genome assembly.
AACUACCAAAAUUACAGGGUUUUCCUCAUCGCGACGAAGACAGCCGCCUUUGAUAUGGAACAGAAGCGGUGCAUAUUGGGAAGUGUGCAGGCAGAUCUCGUGUGUUCGCUGCUGUUGGCAGAGCGACAGUCCAAGAAUUCUCAGAAGUACAGCAUCGCAUAAGGAUUCCGUUGCGGAGGAUUGGCAAGUAACGCCGUCUGCAAGCUGCCGAGCCGAUCUCAUCGACCGCACACCAGUCGAGUAUCCGUCCCGCGAGAAUUACACUGCGUUUACGAACCACUGGCAGCAGAAGGAAGCGGUUUUUCAGUAGCUACUAGCUGUGGUACUGCGAAGGAGCGCAGCCGUUCUGUUUGUCAGUGUAGCCGGCGCGCUAGCUCGUACCCAGAGAGGGAGCAAGAGGAUCUUUUUACCUGUGACAUCGCCGCCACUCGGGUGGUCCAGAAACAACGAACGAGGAGAGAGAGAAACGAGUGAAGACAAGUCAUGCCGAUAUCGGACGUGGAGAAGAUAGUGCGGCACGAGCCGCUCGAGACCUGCUACGAAAUCGGCAAAGAACUGGGAAGGGGGAAGUUUGCCAUUGUGAAGCGAUGCACUGAAAAGAAGACGGGUGCACAGUAUGCUGCCAAGAUCUUGAAGAAGCGACGUCGGGGAAAGUCUGUCCGCGAGGACAUCCUCGUGGAAAUUGACAUAAUGAGGCAGGGAAUGGACCAUCACCAGAUCAUCAAACUCUACGAGGUUUUCGAGAGUCAGAACGAGUUUUAUAUCAUCAUCGAACUGGCAUUGGGUGGAGAACUAUUUCGUGUCAUAGCAGUCGACCCGCUCCCCGAGCUAAAGGCCAGAGACGUGGUCUUCCAGAUUCUGGAGGGAGUCCGUCACCUGCACUCUCUCAACAUUGUGCACAUGGACCUCAAGCCUGAAAACCUGCUCCUCUACCGGAAAGCGUCCCUGGAGAUAAAGAUAGUCGACUUUGGUCUUGCCGUCCAGCUACAGGAAGGUCAGGAGGUGAAGAGUCUGGUCGGCACCGCCGAAUAUGUCUCUCCCGAGAUUCUGAGUUUCGAGGCACUGAGCACCUUCAGCGACAUGUGGAGCAUUGGAGCGUUGACCUACGCACUUCUUGCAGGCUACUCGCCGUUCCAGGGCGAGACCCAUCAGGAAACGUUCCUCAACGUCUCCACCUGCGACUACGACUUUGAAGACGAAGUUUUCGACGUCGUUUCGAGAGACGCCAAAGAUUUCAUCGAAAAGCUGCUCGUCAGACGACCUAACAAGCGUCUAACAGCCGAGCAUUGUCUCCAGCAUCCCUGGAUCAAGGCCCACGUGGCAUCGACGGCCAACAACACCAGCAGUCUAGACGGCUCCAUGAGCUCCCUCGACUCCGCCCUAUGUAUGGACUCCGCCUCCUCCAUGGAGCCGUCUCCCGUUAGCUCCGCCUCUUCCUCGUUCAGCCCCGCCCCCUCGGCAACGAGUCGCAGCGGGGGAAGUGGUAGCAUCACCUCGACGACCACAACCACCACGGCCACCACAACUUCAGCUGCGGUGUCCGGGAAAGUUAGCAGCAGCAACGAGUUCUCGCGACCGGAAGACAUGAGAAAAGUGAACGAGAAACUGGGGCAGAUGUCGAAACUGGCCACGGAGCAGAUAAUUGCCGAGACAACAGAGAAGCCACGCCCAGAGGGAAGCCCCACGAGCACGGCGAGCAGCACGAGCACGCUUCGGGGGGAGGACGUGGGCGAACCGGGCGUCUUGUCGGCCACACAGGAAUCAGUGGUGCCCUCGUCAACUCCAGAAGUCACCACCACGGACGGCAGCAGCUCUAAAACAUGUCUGUCGUCAACAACAGCCCCAAAACUCAACCCGAGUGCUUCCAGCGAGAACAAAGAAAGAAGGACGGUCUCUUUUGAGCGUACGCAGAGAGAGAAAGAGAAAAUGCCAGAGGUUCCGUCCUUCAAGAGCAGAACCAUUAGCCGGGAGCAAGCUGCGUCAGAGAAACGAACUACGUCGUUUGAGCGAAAUCCAUCAGAGAAGCGAACUACUACCUCAUUCGAGCGAAAUGCAUCAGAGAAGCGAACUACGUCGUUUGAGCGAAAUGCAUCAGAGAAGCGAACUACCUCGUUCGAGCGAAAUGCAUCAGAGAAGCGAACUACGUCGUUUGAGCGAAAUGCAUCAGAGAAGCGAACUACGUCGUUUGAGCGAAAUGCACCAGAGAAGCGAACUACCUCGUUCGAGCGAACCGUGGGUGAGAGGGAGACCACACCGCGAUCGGUCGCUCCGUCGUUCAAGAGCGCAACUCUCGGUCGAGAGAAAAGCGGCAGUGAUGAGCGACGCACCGCGUCCUUCGAGCGGAGAGAGAAAUCAUCCCUCCUUGAGGCACCGGCGUCUUCGAUGGCAGCCAAAUCAAAGAGCGCUACUCUCGGUCGCGAUCGCAGCCCCUCGCGUAGAGACGGCGAGGGUGAGCAGCAAAGGACAAUCUCGUUCGAGCGCAGAGAGCGUUCCCGCUCGCCCUUUCCCGACCAAGACGUGACUUCCCUCGACCCAAAAACAAUUGAGAGCAUCGAGCGGUUCAACCGCCUCAAGGAACGAUCCAAGGCACGGGAGUCUGAAUCCUACAUCCAGCCUCUUACAUCGCGUGACAUGUCAAAAUCACCCGAACCGCGACGUCGAAGCGACGGAGAAAAUCUCACAGCUUCCCAGCGUCGCCUCAGUUCCAAGCCGCUCGAGGCCAGGCUACCGACCUCAAUCAACGAAUCUCCGAGGUCUAGUUCCUCUCCCGAGAAUGUGAACACGCAGAAGUCGUCUUCUCCCGACCAAGCGACUGCUGCUACUCUCGCUGCUAACAGCACGUCCAGAAACAGCCCGCGGUUGAGCCCCGAUUCGAGGAGAAAAGAUGAAAAAGUCGAGCGCGAAGAUCGCUCUUCCUCUCCCGCCCAACUCCCGACACAAAAGACGGAGGUCGAGACACAGCAGUGUGAGAUAGCUGAUUCCACGCCUUCCGCAAAAGAAAACGAAGUAGAGAAGGAGAGGUUAGAGGAGCCAGUAGAGAAGGGAAAAGUAGAGGAGGCUCAGCAGAGCGAAGAAAAGGAAGAAGAAAAGUUUGAGAGGGCCAGAAAGGAGAGGGAGAAGGCGAGGGAGGAGAGACGGAAGGCCCGAAAAGAGGAGGACAGGAGGAAGGAAGAGGAGCAGAAGAGGAAGCGAGAGGAAGCGGAGAAGAAGAUGGAGGAGGAGAGGAAACGCAUGGAGCAGGAUAGAGAGAAGGCGAGAGAAGUCCGCCGAAGAGAGAGAGAGCGGAAAAUCACACAGAGGAACAAUAGCUCGGGAAGCAGCGAAUCUCUCACCAAGUCGUUGGACAGAAGUCGGUGGGCGUGGUCAGUGGAGGCCAGAACACCCGAUUCGACUGCCCAAUUCAACGGCGUUAAACCACACCCUCAAGGGUCAGAGUCCAGUGGCAACGAGACUAAGGAACAGACGCCCGAAACGGAGAAGAAAGACGAAGUAGCUGCAGUCAGGAAGACGCCGCCACAGACAAGCACCAGCCCCCAGCCUCCUAGGAAAGAAGAGAGAAAGACUUCCUCCAGUGAGUUCUUUCAAUUCGGGAUCGACUAUUCGAGAAAACAACGUCGUGACAGUUCUGAUAACUCUAACUCGACCGAAGCUUCCAAAACUCCUUCGCCUCCUCUGCGAGCGAAAUCUCCCGCAAAGGUCGAAGUAAUGUUGACGACUAAAACCCCGGGGGUCCAAAACCCCCCUCGAUCAGAGUCCCCCGUCGUCAUCGUCUCGCCGCCCCCCACUCCCGAAGUCACAAAGGAAAACCAUGAGGUGGCCCCUGUUCAUCAGCGUCGCGAACGCUCACCAAUUGCCGAGCAACAGAGGCGGUUCAACGCCAACAAGCGCAUGACUCCGGUCAUAUCCACUGAUGCACUGGACGCAAUUCUUCGCGGGGAAGUCGAAGAUGAUCCAAGCGCCCUCCGUUACGCCACAGAGCCCAACCCCUAUCACUACAGCCACUUAGAAUCAUGCCCCGAGGAAAACGAGCCCGUUUUAACCAGCUCGCCCAGAGCGAAAUCUCCAAGCCCACUCCUCAAAGAAAUGAAAAGCGAUGGAUCAUCCUCGAGCGGGCAGCCAUUUCUCGCCCAUCGCAGAGAAGGUGUCCUUCCGUCGGCUCUCCCGUCGGCUCUGAAAGAUCCGAACCGGUCCAUUAGCCCCGAGAAACGAAGGGUCACCCUCCUCACCAGCAAAACGCAGAGCGUCGACUUUGAUUGCAUGCUCAGCCCCGAGGGUAGCGAUUACUCAACCAGUCUCACGUCCAGCCCAAGCCCCGAUACCUUGUCCAAGAGUUUCGACUCCAGCCGCACGCAGGGCGUCAUCCCGAAACCGGAAGCGAUUUCUCGUCUCUCGGUCUCGGGGAACUAUUCGUCCCUCUCUCGCUCGACCCCCGACCUCAGCGAUAUUCUCGGAGGGGGCGGACGGAAGGGGAAAGACGGGAGGAAAGUCGAGCGAUCCAGCAGUCGAAGAUUGGGGCUGGGGAGAUCCAGGAUGGACUCGUACGUGACAUCCACGGAGCAUUCCUCGAGCUACUACCAUUCCCCAGCAAGCCCCCACGUCAUGAAGAGCGGACGGCAUGCAACAGUCACGUCCAGACUGCUCAGCGGCGGCAAGGGCUUUCUGUCAAAGUGGAACGAGUCGAAAAACGCCAGACACAACCACAAAGUCUCAUCUUAGCAGUUUUAGUCUGUACCGUCGUUCGUGUAUGUUAGCAAAGCCGUUCAUCACAGUAUUAUUCUUUCAUUGUCACUGACUUGACAGAAAAAGACACUAACUAUUACACAUAACUGCGUGUUCAUGUUUAUUUAUCAUCAGUUGUUUUGUUUUUUUGUCGCUGCUUUUUUUUGUUGCUGUAUUUGUGUAUUACUCAGAUUUGCUGGUUAUCAGCUUCUUAUCAACAAUUGAGUCGUAAUAAGU